GACAUGAGCAGAAAUACAGCAUGCAGGAUUAGCAGUACUAAAAUCAUGGAAGCAUGGGUCUGCCGUCUGUGGGGGAACGCGUAUUUCGAGGCAAUUAUACAACUAGACGAUGGUCCUCGCGAGCUGAUGACGAUCGAGCGGAGCCACGAGAGCUCAGCUGCACUGCACCUGCACCAACCACCACACAUGGAAACGGAGGGAGAGCGAGAGUGAGACUGGGCAACUGGCUAUGCUUCUUCCUUCCUGGUAGCUUUGCCACCGCCAUCCAUCCAUGCACUCCUUCAUACACAUACACAUACUGCCAUGGAGUAGAUCGUAUUCAACCUUGGGGUUGGUUGCCCAGCUGAAGAUGGGAGCUGGAGAGCAACGAGACAAGCGCGGCGGUGUGCGCGCAUCGCGACAGCUCUAGAAGAAGAGAGGAGACCGCAGCAGAAGCAGCCAGCCACGCUCCUCCUAACCCUCUCUCCCCUCAUCCUAAUACAAAAUUCAGGGCGCCUCCAAAAGAGAUCCGCCCUGAUAGAUGGAUCGUCCCCCACGCUGCAUCGUCGUCAGCCCAAUCAUUGCCUCAUUUGUUCCCUUCCUCCUCCUCCUCCUCGUCUCAUCCUCCGUCGUCAUCCCGGCCUCGGCUGGAGGCGGCGGCGGCAACGGCACGGCGGCGCCGUUCCGGUCGGGCGAGGAGCUGCUCCGGCUCCAGAGGAUCAAGGCCCGGCUCGCCAGGACCAGGGACGCCUCCGUCAAGACUAUCCAGAGCCCCGAUGGCGAUGUCAUCGACUGCGUGCCGACGCAGCUGCAGCCCGCGUUCGAGCAUCCCAAGCUCAGGGGGCACAGACCAGAGAGAGAGCCAGCGGAGAGGCCGGGGAGCAGCAGUGGCCGCGUCGACGCUGAUGAUCGAGACGACGAGGACGCAUUGCCGCAGGUGUGGCGGCGCUCCGGCGAGUCGUGCCCGGAGGGGACGAUACCGGUGCGGCGGACCACGGAGGCCGAAGUGCUCCGGGCCAGCUCCGUCGGCCGGUUCGGGAUGAAGGCCCGGGGUGGCGGCGGCGGAUUCGCGCGGCGCGACUCCACCGGCAGCGGCCAUGAGCACGCGGUGGGGUACGUGUCGGGGGGGCAGUUCUACGGCGCCAAGGCGAGCCUGAACGUGUGGCCGGCGCAGGUGGCGUCGCCGGCGGAGUUCAGCCUCUCGCAGAUCUGGGUCAUCUCCGGCGCCUUCGGCAACGACCUCAACACCAUCGAGGCUGGCUGGCAGGUAAGCCCUCAGCUGUACGGUGACAACAACCCAAGGUUCUUCACAUACUGGACAGUAAGCUCCCUCUCUCUUCUUCAGAAUUCAUACUGGACAGCAAAGCAAAUGCCGUGCGUACGUGCAGGACGACGCGUACCGGGAGACGGGCUGCUACAACCUGCACUGCUCGGGGUUCGUGCAGACGAGCAGCCGCGUGGCCAUCGGCGCCGCCAUCUCGCCGAUCUCGUCCUCCGGCGGGCGGCAGUUCGACAUCACCGUGCUCAUCUGGAAGGACCCGCGGCGGGGCCACUGGUGGCUGCAGCUCGGCGCCGGCGCGCUCGUCGGCUACUGGCCGUCCUCGCUGUUCACGCACCUGGGCUCCCGCGCCGACAUGGUGCAGUUCGGCGGCGAGGUCGUGAACGCGCGGCCGGCCGGCGCGCCGCACACGCCCACGCAGAUGGGCUCCGGCCGCUUCCCCGGGGAAGGCUACGCGCGCGCCGCCUACUUCCGCAACGUGCAGGUCGUCGACUGGGACAACAGCCUCGUGCCCGCCGCCGGGCUCCGGCUCCUCGCCGACCGGCCGGGCUGCUACGACAUCGCCGGCGGCAGCGGCGGUGCCUGGGGCACCUACUUCUACUACGGCGGGCCUGGCCGGAACGCGCGGUGCCCAUAGGCCUGCAGGAGCAAGCUAGGAAGUAGGAACGGAACCGGAUGGGUGUUUGUGUUUCUUUCUUUACGUAGUACGUGCUGAUCACUGAUCAAGAACAAGGCAAAUAUAAAAAUUCAAAAAAAAAGAACAAGGCAAAUAUAUGUGGCAAAAUUAAAUUUUUGAUUCU
Panicum virgatum (switchgrass) is the source of this 2058-nucleotide messenger RNA. RefSeq lists its product as uncharacterized. The record is from RefSeq and is a predicted model, not a curated record. The coding region runs from base 521 to 1921 and encodes 466 amino acids. The transcript is spliced from 5 exons. NCBI's taxonomy places the organism in Eukaryota, Viridiplantae, Streptophyta, Magnoliopsida, Poales, Poaceae.